Paecilomyces variotii is the source of this 1971-nucleotide messenger RNA. RefSeq lists its product as hypothetical. Lineage: Eukaryota; Fungi; Ascomycota; Eurotiomycetes; Eurotiales; Thermoascaceae. The coding region runs from base 497 to 1630 and encodes 377 amino acids. The record is from RefSeq and is a predicted model, not a curated record. The transcript has 2 exons. Gene Ontology annotation, cellular component: cytoplasm.
CCCUCAGUCACUCAGUGCCACGCUUCAUUAUUAUUAAAUCGCUGCAAAGUACAAAGUAUUAAUCUAGUCCUCUCUACGUUCCUUUGGAUAUUUAAAUUAUCUACGGUCUCUGGCUGGGAUCCGGUCCGCUUUCUUCAUCCGCUUUCUCUCCUUUUUUUCUUGCCCCCCAGCAAAGUAAACGCGUAUCGCUGCAAUCCCGUCCUUUCACUCUCUUAUGAUUCUCCCGAUAGAAUAAUUAGAUCAACCCCCCUUCGAUCUAACGAGAACUACUCUAGUCUAGUCCAUUAUUGCGAUCAUCCAUUGUACUCCACGUGAUCUGUUGCUGGCGUUGAAACACCAACCACGUCAACUUUUCUGUCAGCCAGCAAGCAAACACGGACUGUUCGCCAUUUAACCCCGCCUUAAAGAUCUCUGGUCCUCUGCGAAUCUUCCUGUCUCUUUUUUUUGACGUGAUAUCACCGUUGAGACUUUUUGAGCUAGCAAGCUUGUCCCAACGAUGCCUUCUGACCCGACACUGUAUCUCUACACGUCCCUGACGGCGGGGUCGUCGCACAUCAUCACCGCAACGUCGCGUCUCGAGACUAUUCUCAAGGCCAACAAACUCCCGUUCCGUGCAAUUGAUGUCGCCACAGAUGACAAGGCCCGUCAGCUCUGGGGCCGUCGUUCCAAGGGGAAGAAAUUACCAGGCUUGGUGAAGUACGGGGAAAUUGUUGGAGAUCUCGAGCAGAUCGAGGAAUGGAACGAAUACGGGGAACUGAAGAUGCAGAUCAACAAUUUUGAGGAUCCCGACAACUUCAUCUCAGAAGACAACCCGGCCUAUUCGAAACCUGCCACCCAGUCCAGUGCGACGAUCGCUGCAACUACAGCUACGACGGGCACGCCCAAGUCGAGCAACACACCUCAUAUCCAGAUCAAGAGUCCUCCCGCUGAGGAGCCCACGGUCGACGAGCGUAUCACCCUGGCGUUGCGUCUGGCGGGCGAAGAGGCUGCUUCCAAGGCCAAAGACACUAAGACGGCUAAGAAGGUCGCGAAACCCGCGGAGAGUGCUUUGGAGAAGGCGGCGUCAUCCACAGAACCGCCCAGCUCUAAACCUGAAGCUGCUAGAACGGCGGAGAAGCCAACCAGACUCGACGAGACGGCGGAGGAGAGGGAGAGCAAAAAGCCAGAAGGCGAACAGGCCAACCCUGGUCGCAGGAAGUCUGUUGUUCCUGCUGCUGAGAUUGCUGGAAACCCGCGUCGCCCAUCCCUGGUCCCAGAAGUGGCUGCAGUGUCCAGUGCGAAUUUCAGGGCUGAGAACGCAGAGGCCCUUGGUCUUGUGGAACAUCACCGCGGGUCUAUAGUGUCUGCGACAUCUCCGGAGGAAAUGAACAGCGUCCGCAACGAGAUUCGGAAAUCGAUUUCUGAGGGCCCGAAGGGGGUGAUUGAUGCGCUGAGGGGCGAUCUCGCGGAGCAGAGAGAGAAGGAAGAGACGGUUACGACGCCUUCCACUAUCGCAGAGGAAGAAGCAGACGCUCUAGCUCCUUCAAAGGCGGAGAAGGAGAAGUCCGAAACGGACAAGGAAACCGAAGAGACUCCGCAGAAGCAGGACCCGAAGGAUGAGGUUCUGACUGGCGCUAGCGUGCAAGACUGAAGGAUGGUUCUGUUUUCUUUUCCUUCUGCAUUUUCCCCCAAGAGCAUCUCUCGAUUAGUACUUUCAUGAAGUCGAUGAUCAGUUACACUAGCUUUGCGUGUCAUUAUUUAUCGAUACCAUGUCAUUCUACAUUUUGAUUUUGCCAUUGAUUCUCGUUACCAGAUUGCCAUGGGGUUAUUAUUCAUUAGGUUAGAUUGAGCAGGUUCCAGUUUCGGUGAGAAGAUCCUCUUGUAAAUAAUCUACUCUACUCUACUCCUGCCAAUACCCAUACCUGUAGUAGGUGGGUGGUACUUUAAACACUCUUCAAUCAUUUAUUGAUUUUCUACUGAAAUUUGUAACAA